Messenger RNA from Ipomoea nil (Japanese morning glory), 1170 nucleotides. RefSeq lists its product as uncharacterized. Gene Ontology annotation, biological process: telomere maintenance; DNA repair. The transcript is spliced from 3 exons. The coding region runs from base 1 to 1170 and encodes 389 amino acids. The record is from RefSeq and is a predicted model, not a curated record. Gene Ontology annotation, molecular function: DNA helicase activity. Lineage: Eukaryota; Viridiplantae; Streptophyta; Magnoliopsida; Solanales; Convolvulaceae.
AUGCACAACACAAUCGGUAGAAAAUUGUUCUUAAGUGAUGAGGAAAAAAAGGACUUGACACUGUUAGAACUGGAAAAGCUAUUAUCAGUGUAUUACAAAAACGAGAAAGAUUUUCCCAACAUGCCUCUGGCUUCAGAAGGAAAUAAUGCUAUGACUAAUAAUAGGUUGUUGUGGGAGGAGUUAGCAUACGUUCGUGUCACUCUAAUGGAAGAGAUAGAAAGGACACUAUCGUCAUCUAUUAGAGGUAAAGGUGAUAUUGUGAUCAAUGUGGCAUCGAGUAGUAUAGCAUCUUUACUUUUACCAAGUGGACGUACUGCACACUCAAGGUUUGCUAUACCAAUCUCCCUCAAUGAAGACUCCACAUGCAAUAUUAGUCAGGGCUCUGACCUCGCAGAACUUAUUGUUCAAGCUAGAUUGAUCAUUUGGGAUGAAACACCAAUGAUGCACAAGCAUUGUUUUGAGGCAUUGGAUCAAACGGUGAGAGGUUUAUUACGUUUUGUCAAUGACAAUAGUGCUCAUAGGACAUUUGGGGGCAAGACUGUUGUGCUGGGUGGUGACUUCAGGCAGAUAUUACCAGUAGUUCCAAAAGGUACCAGACAAGACAUUGUUUGUGCGAGUAUAAACUCUUCAUACCUAUGGAGAAAUUGCAGGGUAAUUCUCCUCACAAAAAAUUUGCGUUUACAAAAUAUGGAACAGGGUAUGCAACAACAUAAACUAGAUCAAUUUGCUAAAUGGCUUGCUUCACUCGGUGAUGGUACGAUUGGCGAAGAUAAUGAUGGUUACGCUAAUGUUGAUAUUCCAUCUGAAUUGUUGUUGAAAUCAGCUGGUGAUCCUAUUGCCACUAUUGUUCAAAGUAUGUUCCCGAACUUUAGUGGAAGUCAUAAUGAUGGGAGUUGUUUUCAAAGUAGUGCAAUUUUAGCAACAACACUAGAAGUGGUCAAUGAAGUUAAUCAAUACAUGUCAGACAUAACUUUUGGAGAAGGAAAAACAUACUAUAGUUGCGACACAGCAUGCAAAGCAGAUUCUUCCAGCUCAAUACUUGCAGAUGUCCACAUCCCGGAAUUCUUAAAUAGCAUACGAGCAUUUGGCCUUCCAAACCACUCUUUAACAUUAAAGGUUGGAUCUCCUAUGAUGUUAAUGAGAAAUAUUUACCACACUCUUGGCCUUUGA